This is a messenger RNA of Opisthocomus hoazin, 732 nucleotides long. NCBI's taxonomy places the organism in Eukaryota, Metazoa, Chordata, Aves, Opisthocomiformes, Opisthocomidae. The record is from RefSeq and is a predicted model, not a curated record.
AUGUCGUCCUGGGCCAUGAGCAGUGCUCCUACCACUGGACAGACAGGUAAAGCCAGUACUCCCAAGCGUCUCUCUGCAAUGGCCUCAGGGAACGACGGGGACCCACCAAGGGCCCACGGACGCCGGGGAAGCAACGGGCGCAGGCUGUCACAGGAGCUCAACUCAGAAGACCGGGUGGUGAAGGAGACAGAGGAGGUGUUUCGGAGCUAUGCCUUCUACCGCUACCAACAGGAGAGAGAGGAGAGCGGGGAGGAGGUGCCCAUGGACCCAGAGAUCGUGGAGAUCCAGCAGGAGCUGGGCAGCACCGGGAGCCUGGUGGGAAGGCGCCUGGCCAUCAUCGGCGAUGACAUUAACGAGCGGUACGACGCGGAGUUUCGCUGCAUGCUGAAAUCCUUGCAGCCCACCAAGGAGAACGCCUAUGAGUACUUCACCAGAAUAGCCUCCAGCUUGUUCGAGAGCGGCAUUAACUGGGGCCGGGUGAUUGCGCUGCUGGGCUUUGGCUACCGCAUGGCCGUCCACGUCUACCAGCACGGCAUAACGGGUUUCCUCCGCCGGAUCAUCUGCUUCGUCGUGGAUUUCAUGCUCCGGAACCGCAUCGCCCAGUGGAUCGCCCAGCAGGGAGGAUGGGUGGCUGCACUCGAUCUGGACAAUGUUUACAUGAAGUACAUGCUGGUGGUGGUGGCCCUGGUCAUGGUGGGGCAUUUAGUGGUACGACGCUUCUUCAGGCCCUGA